UCCUCGUCGCGGCGGGACGGGGUGGCCGCUCCUGGCGCUUCGCUCCGGCCUCGGGCCGCCCCUCGGACCCUGAGGUGGGUGCUGCUCCCUGCGGACCCUGCGGCUUUCCCCUAUGCGCUGUAGCUCUCCUCCUUUUUGGACUCGCCCUGCGGUGUGAGGCGCGUCGCCCUCAGGGCCGCGCCGGCUGCUGACCCCCCUCAACCCCUCAGGUUUAUUCUCUUCGGCCGCCGCCGCCCCUCAGGGGCUCCUGCCCACCAUGAGCUACGGCCGCCCGCCGCCCGACGUGGAGGGCAUGACGUCCCUCAAGGUGGACAACCUGACCUACCGCACCUCCCCGGACACCCUCCGGAGAGUCUUUGAGAAGUACGGCCGCGUGGGCGACGUCUACAUCCCCCGGGACCGCUACACCAAGGAGAGCCGCGGCUUCGCCUUCGUGCGCUUCCACGACAAGCGGGACGCGGAGGACGCGAUGGACGCGAUGGACGGGGCGGUGCUGGACGGCCGGGAGCUCCGCGUGCAGAUGGCCCGCUACGGCCGCCCGCCCGACUCGCACCACAGCCGCCGCGGGCCGCCGCCCCGCCGGUACAGCAGCAGCGGCUACGGCCGCCGCAGCCGCAGCCCUAGAAGACGCCGUCGCAGCCGAUCUAGAAGCAGGAGCCGCUCUAGGUCCCGCAGUCGGUCCCGCUACAGUCGAUCGAAAUCCCGGUCUCGCACACGCUCUCGGUCUCGCUCCACCUCCAAGUCCAGGUCUGCCAGGAGAUCCAAGUCAAAGUCCUCAUCUGUCUCCAGAUCCCGGUCCAGGUCGAGAUCCCGGUCCAGAUCUAGAAGCCCUCCCCCUGCCUCAAAGAGAGAAUCCAACUCUAGAUCCAGGUCUAAGAGCCCUCCCAAGUCUCCGGAAGAAGAAGGAGCUGUAUCCUCCUAGGAACAUGGUAAUGUACCUCGGGAUCAGCACAGGAUGCAUGUUACUUUAUUAGAGCACUUAGGUGGGGUGUUGGGUAGUUCUUGGAACAUUAAUAGCCUGAACCAAGUGAAUCCUAGUGGGGCACAUUGUUACUUGUUGGUUUUGGUUUUUUUUUUCUUGAGCAGUGCUUUUUGGUUAUUGAUUUAGGGAAAUAAUUACUGAAGGGUUUUUUGCGGAGAAUUUUUUUUUUAACAGAGAAAAUGUUUUAUUGCAAGAUUAAUGCCUUGGUUUUAAUAAAAUAUUGUAUGAGACGCAACCUAUGAUGAAAAUGACUAUUUCUUACUGUAUUUAUCCAACAUCUGCAUUUUCCCCUUUAAAGCUGCGGUCUCCUGUUUGCUAAAAGAAUAUUGGCCAGUAUUGCAGAUUUUAACUGAUUUGGCUGAUCCUCCAGGGACCAGUUUCUGUGGGCGUGUGUUGGAGCAGGUUUGUCUUACACUGUUAAAGAUACACUAUCCUUUUAGAACGGAAGAUCGGUUCAGUGGCCGUUGUACUGACUGGAGGUAAUAACUGUCCUAGAAAAGUGGCAAAUUCCUUGCAAGAGAAAACCACGGAAACUAGUUUUUCCUCAAGUCUACAUCUUGAAGAGGCAUCUAAGGAUACACCGGGUGGGGAAAGGAUAGUGUGUCUUUAACCUUUCAAACUGUUUGGUCCUGUUUUUUAAAAGGAAAGGGCCUGAGCUAGCUCUGAAGUUAGGUAAUUGUAGCAAAAUUAGUCACAUUUUCGGUUUUGAAUGCUAAUUAGAGUUUAGUUAAGUCUUUAUGAAGAAGUAUUAGUUUUGUAACUUUUAUAGAACUUGGAAUAAUUUGAGUGUUGAACAGGCUGAAUUGAAGUUAAUGGUGGCUUGAUCUACAGCCUGGUGUUUAUUCUCCUUUGUAACUAAACUAUUUUGACCGAACCCUACAUUUGGCCUCUGAAGUAAAGCAACUUCAAAAAGAGGGGGGAGGUGGAAGACUGUGGAAAUUCCUAAAACUUAAUUAAAUUAGGCAAAGCCAGUUGAAACACAACUAGAAGUAUCCCUGAAGUCAUCCACACCCAAAAUAGACAAGGUAGAAACCUGGCUGAACUUUCCUCUCUUCAAACCUAGAUGCUUCAGCUAAAUGAGAACCCACAUAAAGGACGCCUUUGGGGGGAAAAGAUCGCUUGAGUCUUCAGCCCAUUGGAGAGACCCUGGCCGAGCAACCAGCUGUUGAAAAGGUUAUUUUGUAACAUUUUGUCUAACUUUUUACUUGUUUAAGUUGCGCCUCAAGUGGCAGAUUUUACAUUUUAUGUGCCAUUUUGUUGCUGUUAUUCAAAUUUCUUGUAAUUUAGUGAAGUGAACGACUACCGAUUUCAUUAUUGGCUUGGAUAUUUGAGGUAAAACUUCAUUUUUGUUUAUAUAGUGCUGACUUCUAUUGGAAAUAAGAACUAAUGGUAACUUGCUGCCUCCAGUUUCAUACUGAGGAAUCAUGCAGCCAUUAUAUGCUGAUAGCUAACUGUCAAAAAGUAUUCUCAAUUUUGUCUUGAUUCCUUAAAUAAAAUUCUGCAAAACUUCAACUUGAAACUUACUGUAAAUGCUUUUUUUUUAAAGAAAGAACAACUUUGACUUAAAAUAGCAUCUUCAAAUUCAAAUUGGUAGAAAUCUUUUCAGGUGACAGUUGAUAUUUGCAAGGAUUGUUUUACCAGACUCAAUUCUAAUCUCUUCUCUUAUGUAUUUUUGUGCACUAGGCGCAGUUGUGUAGCAGUUGAGUAAUGCUGGUUAGCUGUUAAGGUGGCGUGUUGCAGUGCAGAGUGCUUGGCUGUUUCCUGUUGUCUCCUGAUUGCUCCUGUGUAACGAUGCCUUGUCGUGCAGAAACAAAUGGCUGUCCAGUUAAUUAAAAUGCCUGACAACUGCACUUCCAGUCACCCGGGCCUUGCGUAAAAAAAAUGGAGCAUACAGUGAGCACAUCUAGCUGAUGAUAUACACACCUUAUUUUUUCCAGAAUGGUAAAACUUACCAACCUACAUUUAUGAACUUAUAUAUGAGAAUUGUAAUGUUAAGCAAAGAAAUGGUUCAUUCCUUUGUAAGUACUGAUUGGUGUAUCUUUUGCUUAAGACAUUCUGUACUAUACCCACUGUCUCUGUAGUUAAUAUUAAACAUUUUUUCUGUGUUAACUUUUCUCAA
Corvus hawaiiensis (hawaiian crow) is the source of this 3101-nucleotide messenger RNA. RefSeq names its product serine and arginine rich splicing factor 2 (gene SRSF2). Bases 257 to 922 code for a protein of 221 amino acids. The record is from RefSeq and is a predicted model, not a curated record. The transcript is spliced from 2 exons. NCBI's taxonomy places the organism in Eukaryota, Metazoa, Chordata, Aves, Passeriformes, Corvidae. Gene Ontology annotation, molecular function: RNA binding.